GUUGCUAACCAAUUGCGGGUUGCUGGAAACGACAGUCAAACGUUAGGAAGAUCCAAAGUCCCGUUCUCUUUAUUCAUUAUUUUCCCCCUCCCCUCCCUUCUCUUCACUCGGCGCACGCAAUCUCGCUGCUGCACCAACCCAAUUCAACCUCCUCGCUUCCCUUGCGGACUUCCCAAAGCCACCCCCUUUUCUCUGUCUAUCUCUAUAUGUGUGUGUGUGUGUGUGAAAUCUCAAGCUUUGGCCUAGACAAUGCAGAGCACGGCGUUUACUCAUUCGCCCUCGCUGCUCCCACUCCCCAAGACCCGAAGAAGCCCUUUGAACCCGACCUUCAACACUAGAUUCGACCCCUUCCGCGCCUCUUCCUCUUCCAAGCCCCGCCAUCUCUCGCCAUCCGUCAAUGGGUCCUUCUCUGCUCGCUUCCCUAAUCGAUCCUGGUCUCUUUCCUCCUCGUCUUCUUCGUUCAAGCUCAGGCCCUGGACGUCUGUUCCCGCGCCUGAUUCCGAUGCCCGAGCGAGUAAUUUUGAGCUUAAGGCUACCUCUGUGCCCGAGAGCGCAGAGUCCAGCAGCACGUUGAAGACGGUGGUGCUCGGAGCCUUGUUUGGCCUCUGGUACCUCUUCAACAUCUAUUUCAAUAUUUACAACAAGCAGGUUUUGAAGGUAUACCCAUACCCUGUAACUGUCACAGCGGUUCAGUUUGCUGUUGGGACUGCACUUGUUUCACUGAUGUGGGGUCUUAAUCUCUACAAAAGGCCGAAAAUUAGUGGUUCACAGCUUGCAGCUAUAUUUCCAUUGGCAGUGGUGCACACCUUAGGGAACCUUUUCACUAAUAUGAGUCUUGGAAAAGUUGCAGUGUCAUUUACUCACACGAUUAAAGCUAUGGAGCCCUUCUUCUCAGUUAUCCUCUCUGUAAUAUUUCUAGGGGAGAUUCCCACUCCAUGGGUGGUUGCUUCCCUUAUACCUAUUGUUGGUGGAGUGGCACUGGCAUCAGUCACAGAGGCAUCUUUUAAUUGGGCUGGAUUCUCGAGUGCAAUGGCUUCCAAUUUGACAAAUCAAUCUCGUAAUGUCCUUAGCAAAAAAGUCAUGGUUAAGGAAGAGGAAUCUUUGGACAACAUUACUCUCUUCUCAAUAAUAACAGUAAUGUCCUUUUUCUUGUUGGCUCCUGUGGCUAUCUUCAUGGACGGUGUCAAGUUUACUCCUGCAUAUCUCCAAUCAGCUGGAUUAAAUGUUAAACAACUAUACACCAGGUCUCUUUUGGCUGCACUCUGCUUCCAUGCCUAUCAGCAGGUUUCCUACAUGAUAUUGCAGAGGGUAUCACCUGUUACCCACUCCGUUGGAAAUUGUGUGAAGCGAGUGGUGGUCAUAGUCAGCUCUGUCCUCUUUUUCAAAACCCCCGUCUCACCUAUCAAUUCUCUCGGAACUGGAGUUGCUCUUGCUGGAGUCUUCUUAUAUUCACGGGUGAAGCGCAUUAAGCCAAAGAAAGCUUAAGCUUUGUUGUGAAAUUUUUGCUCGCAAAUUUGGGUUGUUUAGCUUCAUCCAUUCAAGAAUUUCAUUUUAGGCCAGGCUGGGAAGUAAGAGCGUGUAAUUUGGUUCUUUUAUGGUAUGUAGCUAAUUUUGGCAGAACUUCAAUUCUUUCGUGGACCAGGAGCAACUGAUGGCUCUGAUCCCAGAACCCAUCCUCGUGUUGCCAUCUUGGGUUUUCCUCAAAUUCCUUUCUACUUUCUAUUGUGUCAAUAGUUUGAAUUUAGAACAUAUUCCUCGUGCUAUAUCAAAUUUUGGUUAGUGGGGUUCUAAA
This is a messenger RNA of Carya illinoinensis, 1792 nucleotides long. RefSeq names its product triose phosphate/phosphate translocator, non-green plastid, chloroplastic-like. The transcript is spliced from 9 exons. The record is from RefSeq and is a predicted model, not a curated record. Bases 250 to 1485 code for a protein of 411 amino acids. Gene Ontology annotation, molecular function: antiporter activity. Gene Ontology annotation, cellular component: membrane; Golgi apparatus. Lineage: Eukaryota; Viridiplantae; Streptophyta; Magnoliopsida; Fagales; Juglandaceae. Gene Ontology annotation, biological process: transmembrane transport.